UGUGUGCAGGACGAGGUACAGGACUUACUGUUGUCCAGGAUGGUCUAUUCAGGCUCAUACAGGAUUUUGUCUUGUUCCCGUUUGCCGAAAUUGUCCGAGCGGAAAGUGCCUGAAGCCAAAUAUUUGCCAAUGUGAUGGAGGAUAUUUGGCGUCGUCCUGUUCGGGAAAACAUUUAAAUGGCACAAGAGACACGUCCUGCACGGCUGUUUGUAUGAACGGAGGCACUUGCAAGGAAGGAAAGUGUUUGUGCAGGCCUGGUUACACAGGAGAAUACUGUGCAGAUCCCGUCUGUAAGGAACCUUGCCUGAAUGGAGGACGUUGCGUCGGUCCUGAUAGAUGUGCCUGUAUUUAUGGAUUUACAGGACGAAGGUGUAAUAUAGAUUACCGUACAGGACCAUGUUUUUCCACAAUUCGACACAAUUUAUGCGGCCACCAAUUAGACGGAGUCGAAUGUACCAAAAAUCUUUGUUGUGCUACAAUAGGAAAAGCCUGGGGACAUCCCUGCGAACACUGCCCUGAACAAAUGGAUUGCGAAAAGGGCUAUUUGAAGAACGUUCAAGGAACUUGCACAGACAUCAACGAAUGUGAAUUGAAUUCCGAUAUCUGCAAAGGAGGUGGAACUUGUGUUAAUACUGAUGGAAGCUUUACUUGCACAUGUCCACCAGGGUUAACUUUAGACCCAGCAGGUACUGAAUGCUUGGACUUGCGCCAAGAAUUUUGCUACCUAGACUACAGACAUGGUCAAUGUUCGAACUCGAUGGAAGGUUUGUACAGCAAGAAAUUCUGCUGCUGCACUUCAGUGGGUAAAGCAUGGGGUAACGAGAGGUGUGAGGCUUGUCCAAAACCAGGUACCCAAGCAUUCCAUGAAAUGUGCCCGAAGGGACUUGGCUUCAUUGACUUUAAGGACAUCAAUGAAUGUACAGAGUUUCCCAAUAUGUGCCAGAAUGGCAGAUGCACUAAUUAUAUAGGAUCGUACAGCUGCAGAUGUAAACAGGGAUACGCCUUGGACGAGAAAGGAGUCAAGUGUAAUGAUAUUGAUGAAUGUAACAUUCUCCAUGGAGUCUGUGGUGAAGGCGAGUGCCAAAACGUUCCUGGUAGCUUCGAAUGCAACUGCAAGGAAGGUUUUAUGAACGGAAUGACCAAGGAAUGCAUUGAUAUCGAUGAAUGCAGACAAGAUCCUGGUUUAUGUCGAGGUGGCCGUUGCAAUAACACAAUCGGUUCUUUCAAAUGUGAUUGUCCUCCAGGACACGAACUGAGUCCUGAUAAAAAAUCCUGUAAAGACAUAGAUGAAUGCUCAAAGGAUAGUGGUAUUUGCUCGAAUGGGGCCUGCGAAAAUAUGAUGGGAACUUACCAGUGUGUUUGCAAUGAGGGAUACCAGCAGACUGGUCUUAAGAGCCAUUGUGAAGAUAUCGACGAAUGCGAAUAUUCGAAUGGAGACUGCGACGGAAUUUGCCUGAACACACCUGGAAGUUAUUCCUGUGCCUGCAGCACCGGUUAUUCGCUUCUCCUAGACGGCAGGACCUGCACAGAUGUCGACGAAUGUGUGGAAAAUCCAAGGAUUUGCAAUGGUGGGCAAUGUACCAACACUUUGGGCAGUUACAGAUGUCAGUGCACCAACGGAUUGUAUCCUGGACAGGACGACACCACCUGCAUCGAUGAAGACGAAUGCAAAGUCGUCCCAGACAUUUGCGGAAACGGCGACUGUGUCAACACUUUGGGAAGUUUUCAAUGUCGUUGUGAAGAUGGAUAUUCGGUCAAACCUGAAGAAGGCCCUGAAUGUGUCGAUGAAGACGAAUGUUUCCUCGGAUCUUUCAAUUGUCACGAAAACGCCGAUUGUAUAAACACACCGGGUUCUUACCAGUGUCGUUGCCAGGAGGGUUUUACAGGAAACGGGAUAACUUGUCGGGAUAUCAACGAAUGUUUGAACAACAACGGCGGUUGUCAUCAGAAUGCCCAAUGUAUCAACAAUGAUGGAUCUUUUAAAUGCGUUUGUGAUACUGGAUUCAAAGGAGACGGAGUCUUCUGUACAGAUAUCGACGAAUGCUCCAGCGAUGAGACUUUGUGUGACAAUGGCCAAUGUUUGAAUUACCCAGGAGCUUUUAGGUGUGAAUGUGAGAUGGGAUUCAUGCAUCCUGAUGAGACCAACGAUAAGGCUUGUGUCGAUAUCAACGAGUGCGAAGUCUUCGACAACCUGUGCAUCUUCGGUAAAUGCAAGAACGUGAUCGGUAUGUUCGAGUGCCAAUGCAGGGAUGGAUACACAAUCGAUUCAACAGGAGGAAAUUGCACGGAUGUCGACGAAUGCGAAAGCCCACAAUCGUGUCUUUACGGCGAUUGCUUCAACAGACAAGGCGGAUACGAGUGCAGAUGUCCGCCGGAUCACGAAUUGGUUUCGGAAGGAAACGCCUGUGUCGAUCGUCGGACCUCAGCUUGCUACUUGAAUUAUGUUCCUGCUUUGGAUAAAUGUAGCGACAUCAUGUCUCAGGAUGUAACCAAGGCUUCCUGCUGUUGUUCCGUUGGAAGAGCAUGGGGCAACUAUUGCGAACAGUGUCCGCAUCCAGGUACUCCCGAUUACGAAGCCCUCUGUCCAAGCGGCCCCGGCUACAAACCGAACCCAGUAACAGUCGUCUUAGAAGACAUAAACGAAUGCGAGGAACACGAAGAUAUUUGCAAGAACGGGCAAUGCACCAACACCUUCGGCUCUUUCAUGUGUUCCUGCAAAGAAGGAUAUAGGCGAGAUGACCACAAUUCCCAAUGCGUAAAUAUUAACGAAUGCUCCGAAGAUCACAAUCUUUGCGGAGUUGGUUUCUGUGUAGACGAUGAGGGAUCUUACCAUUGCAGAUGCCCUGAAGGAUAUAUGGCCAUCAGGAAUGGAAAAGAGUGUAUGGAUACCAGACGUGAACAAUGUUACAUGCAUUACGAUGAUGGUGAAUGCACCUCUCCGAUGACCAGACCAGAGACCAAAAAAGUUUGCUGUUGCUCGAUGGGCGAAGCCUGGGGCAUCAAUUGUGAUCCAUGUCCACAAAAGGGAUCAGGUGAGUUCAUAGAGUUAUGCGGAAAAACUCCAGGUAUGAUAAUGAACCAGAUUAGCAACAAGACUGAAAACAUUAACGAAUGUGCAAUGAUGCCGACUAUGUGCAAGAAUGGAAAGUGUAUCGAUACUCCUGGAAGUUUUGAAUGCGAAUGUCCAAGAGGAUAUUAUUAUGAUGAAUUGUCUCACCAGUGCACGGAUGAUAAUGAGUGUCAACGUGUUGAUAGUCCUUGUCAAGGAAACGCUAUCUGUGUAAACCAUCCUGGAAGCUUUGAAUGCCAAUGUCCUGAAGGAUACAAAUUUGGAUCAUCGCAAUUUGAUUGUGUGGACAUAAACGAGUGUCAUGACAUGCACUACGAUGUCUGCCAGAAUGGAGAGUGCAAAAACUUACAAGGAAGCUUCCAAUGCAUCUGCAAUUACGGAUUCACAUUAACCGCUAAUAGGGAAACCUGCAUUGACAUCAACGAAUGUGUCCGACACAACAAUGUUUGCAAUAAUGGCACUUGCAUUAACUCCGUGGGUAGCUAUAGAUGUGAAUGCUAUCCAGGAUUCAAGAUCAGCUCGAACAACGAUUGUGUUGAUAUUGACGAAUGUCAUGCAAUGCCGUCUUUGUGCAGAAAUGGACGUUGUCGCAAUACAAUAGGAUCUUUCAGGUGUGAAUGUGCAACCGGUUAUGUUUUGUCUCAAGACGGACAUCAUUGCAGAGAUGUUGACGAAUGUCGAGAGAUUCCCGGAACCUGUCAGAGUCCCGGCAAGUGUCAAAACGUGAUGGGCUCCUACAUCUGCACCUGUCCCUUAGGCUACAGGUUAAAUGAACGUGGUCAAUGCGAAGACAUCGACGAAUGUUACGAGAAUCGUGACAUUUGUGAGGCUGGACAAUGUACUAAUACCAAAGGAGGCUUCCAGUGCACCUGCCCACCGGGCUACGUUCUUAGUCAAUCUGGGAUGAAGUGCGAAGAUUUUAGGGAAGACGAGUGUUAUGACGGAUGGUACAGCAAUAUCUGUUCAGCUCCCAGACGCAAAGAUUUAACGAUGAAACAGUGCUGCUGUUCUCAAGGAGCUGCCUGGGGAAGAACUUGCUCAAAAUGUCCAGAUUAUGGAACUGUGGAGUUCGACAGACUCUGUCCAGAAGGUGUCGGAAGAUCAGACUCCGGAGUCGAUUUGGAUGAAUGUGCUCUAAAUCCUGGAGUUUGCCAAGGUGGAACUUGUAUCAACACCGAUGGAUCCUUCAGAUGCGAAUGUCCGAUGGGAUAUAUUUUAGACUCAACAGGUAAAAAAUGUAUUGACGACAAUGAAUGCUAUACGAACCAAAACAUUUGUGGAAAUGGCACUUGCAGUAAUGUUGAUGGUGGUUUUGAAUGCUCUUGUGCUCAAGGAUUUGCUCCAGGACCUAUGCAGGUUUGUGAGGAUAUUAACGAGUGCGCAGAAAUGGGCAGCAUGUGUGCUUUCCGUUGUCACAAUGUUCCAGGUUCCUUCAGAUGUAUCUGUCCUUACGGUUACACCUUGUCACCUGAUGGAAGACAUUGUUCUGAUGUGGAUGAAUGUGUGACGCCCGCGAAUAAUUGCAAAUACCAGUGCAAAAAUCUUAUUGGUAGCUUCCAGUGUAUAUGUCCUGAGGGCUAUGCCAAGGUCAAUAACACGGAUGAGUGUGUGGACAUCAACGAGUGUGCCAUCUCUUCCGAAGUUUGUAAGAAUGGUCGUUGCAUCAACACGGAUGGCAGCUUUGUUUGUGAAUGCGAUGAUGGAUUUGAACAGAACGAGGAUGGAACCGGAUGUGUUGAUAUCAACGAAUGUGAAAAUGCCCACUCGCCCUGCAAGAACAACGCCAUGUGCCAGAACACUGAGGGUUCCUACGUCUGUUCCUGUCCACCAGGUUACUUGCUCAAUCCUGACGGAGUGUCCUGUCGUGACCUGGACGAAUGUGCAACCGGCAGACAUGUCUGUCAACACGAAUGUAUCAACACUGAAGGAUCUUACACUUGUGCAUGCCCGAAAGGAUAUAAUCAACAAGGAGACCAUUGCACCGAUAUUAAUGAAUGUGCGGAAGAGACUGGAAAUUGUCCAAAACCAGGAACUUGCAUCAACACUCUGGGAAGUUUCAAGUGUAUCUGUCCGAGAGGAUUUAAAUUGGAUCAUUCGGGUUCAUUCUGUGUUGAUCAGGACGAGUGUUCGGAUGAUGGCAAAUGCGAGCAUGGUUGUCAGAAUUUGGUCGGAGGAUAUAAAUGUGGAUGUCCUGAAGGUUUUGUCCAGCACUACUACUACAACCAGUGCGUGGACGAGAACGAAUGUGCCAAUAAUCCUUGCGGAGAUUCUGGAAAUUGCUUCAACACCAUCGGCAGUUACAGAUGUGGUUGUCCUGAUGGAUAUCAGUUUGAUAACUCUUUGCAAGUCUGCGUACAGUCUGGUCCUGGUUGCUCGAGUUCUCCUUGUUCCUUUGGUUGCACUGCGAUGGGUCAAUCAGGCUACCAGUGUGGAUGUCCGAGAGGUUAUCACAGAAUAGGUCACGGUCACUGUCUAUCCACAAUAAAUCCUUUGGGUUACGGUGACGACUUUGGAGACAGAUCAGAUGAUGAUAAAGGGUUGUCAGCUGAAGGAUGUUUCACAUGCAAGCAAAAAGGUUUUCGCCACAGACGUCAAUCCAAAGAAACGUACACUGCAGCCGAUUAUUCGUAUGAAGAAUCUCCAAAACCAUCAUCCAGGGAUCAUCAUAAGGACAAUGUAGAAGUCGAAGGAUCUGGUUUUGCUGAUGACAACCAGGAUGCUGUGUCCUUGGUGGAAGAUAUUCAUCCUUUGUUGAAGAGGAGUGCUGAGUUUAUUUCUAGAUCGGAACGGAUAAGGAAACGACAGACGAGUGCAGCUUCAUCGAACGAAGUCAAACGACACAGACAUCGUCGACAGAGCAAAGAAUUCAGGCUAACAGUCAAAUUAACACAAACUAAACACAGGAUGAGGAUCAUCAAACUGCAACCUGCUAUUAAGCAUGAUUUCGUCUAUCGGAUAACCCGCGGAAACGAAUCGAACAAAUUCGAGCUGGUCAAAAAGCACGGUGUGUGGUCUCUGCACUUCCGUCGCCGUCUCAAGAAACCAGGAACAUUCGACAUCGAAAUUCGAGCCGAACCAGCCAAUCCGUUGUCGACAGCCCUACAGACGACGACAUCCAGUUCGACGGAUUCGACAGAGGCGUUCGACAAACCUCUGACACUGAGGGUCAAAUUGGACGUUGUCGAAUAAUAGAAGGAGGAUUGGUUUGGAUUGGAUGGUGAAAUGAAAAUGAGAACAGUUUGUAGAUAGAUAGGAUAAGACGAGUAAGUGAUUUAAAAAUAUAAAUUGGGAGCUGUUGGAAAGUUUGUAGCUUAAGCGAAUUGGAAUGAAAGACAUCUAAUGAUUUUAAUGCUUUCGAUAUGAGAGUUUCUUUUGCCCGAGCAAGCAAAUGGCCUAAGUAUUUUUUACAAACAAAAUUUAAGAUUUUUCUAUAAUUGUUGAUAAAAUUGUACCUUAAAUUUAAAAAUAACAAUUUUAACAAUUUAAUCCAGAGUGAUAAAUUUUGAAUUCAAGUCCACACACUGGAUGUCGUUUAUAGGCGACACUCGUACACACAGGUCGUCUUUAUAUAUAGGGUCC
Ctenocephalides felis (cat flea) is the source of this 6649-nucleotide messenger RNA. Its product is annotated as fibrillin-2-like. NCBI's taxonomy places the organism in Eukaryota, Metazoa, Arthropoda, Insecta, Siphonaptera, Pulicidae. Gene Ontology annotation, molecular function: calcium ion binding. The record is from RefSeq and is a predicted model, not a curated record.